Xenopus tropicalis (tropical clawed frog) is the source of this 2036-nucleotide messenger RNA. RefSeq lists its product as uncharacterized. Bases 137 to 1291 code for a protein of 384 amino acids. The record is from RefSeq and is a predicted model, not a curated record. Lineage: Eukaryota; Metazoa; Chordata; Amphibia; Anura; Pipidae. Gene Ontology annotation, cellular component: extracellular region. The transcript is spliced from 9 exons.
AAUAGGCAGCUGCUCCCAUGUAGCAGGCACUCGAGCAACACCUGCCCUCACCACGGGACACACGGAGACUCACACAGAGGAAUUAGCAAUCACCAGCAACCUAGUAGACUGCCUUUUUUUGUAGUCUGAACACAACAUGUUUUCAAUUGAAUGCAAGUCAUGUCAUGUAAAUGGCUAUUCCCAUUUUUCUACUUGCAAUGGCGAAACUAAAGUUUGUGAUAGCAAAUAUGACAGCUGCGGAUCUUUAUAUUUAGUGGAAAAAAAAGCACCCUCAGAGAAUAUGUUUCACUAUCAGACUGGGUGCUGGGAAAGCAAGAAUUGUAAUAAGACUAUGACGGCAACAUCAUUAGGAAUUGAAAUUAUGAAAGCAAGUUAUUGCUGUAAUACCGACAACUGCACCCCACUAGAACCAGCCAUUGCCAGCAUCAUGAAACCGAAGAAUUCCACCAGGAAUGGAGUCCUCUGCCCUGCCUGUUAUAAAAAUGAUUUCAAAAAGGCUGUCUGUCCAUCUAAUGCUUCCAUGGCCUGCACAGGGGAUGAGACAACGUGCAUUGCUGUUAAUCACACUACUUUUGUAUCAAAGGGCUGUGGGACUCCUGGUGUUUGCCAGUUUUUUGGUAAUUUACACUAUGAAUUUAAAGAAAUAGACAAAGCUUCUCCUCUCAGUGUGGUAAAUUCCCUGCUUUGUCCAGUUUACCAUUCUGUCACAGAUGCAAGUUACAUCUACCCAGUGCACUGUGAAAACGGAGAAGAUGUGUGUCUAACAGAAAAACUAUGGACCAUCAAUGAUAAAAGGAAUACAUUUGAACUUAUAAGAAGAUGUGGAAAAGCUGCAGAGUGCAGCCGAGUCGGUACUUAUAGCAGCAGCACCAAACGGUUUGCCAUCAAUACUACCUGCUGUAACUCCAGUAUGUGCCUCCCUCCUAUCCCCAUGUUUCCCCUCCAAACAGCUACUGAAAAUGGACUGGCCUGUCCAACAUGCUUUGCAUCAAAUUCCAGACGAUGUACAGAAGAAGACCCAUUGAAAUGUGUUGGGAAUGAGAAUCGCUGCAUCCGCUAUGUAAAAAAUGAAUAUUAUGAAAAAGAUUGGCAAAUUCAUUGUUUUGCUGGAUGUACCACAGAGAGUAUCUGCAGACUUGGAUCAUCAAGAAACAAAUUUUUGUUUUUGACCAAUCAAACUUUCAAAACGAUAACAAUGGACAUGACGUGCAGCGGCAGUAUGGGACUGAAUGUUCCCUUCUCCCUGGUUAUUAUAUUAGUAGGUCUAAGGAUAAUAAUGGGUGUCUUGUAAACAAUCUCUCUAACCUACAAUAGGAAUUCUAUGUGUAGCUCUGUCCUUCUGUCUCUAUAGAAAUGCACAUCUCUUCUACUGAAUAAUAACGUAAAUGUUUCAUUGCAUUUGCUCUGUUUUUGUUUUUACAUUUUCAUUUUUCCUACAUGAGGGAGUGUUUUAUUGUAAUUGAGGGAAUGUUGGGUUGUGAUUGCCGACUGGGAAAUUCUGUAUAAACUACGUGCAGUAUCACACACAGGAGAGUUUUACUCCAUUAUUUUGUGGUGAUUCCUAAUGCAACUUGCAGAUACUUCUAACAACUAUAUACAUCUGAAACCAGAUAUAGAACAAGUUAUAAUGCUCUGAUUGACAAAAGGAUGAUCUGUUUAUAUUGAUAAGGAUAUGGAUAACCCAUAUAUUCUAAAGUGACUUACUGAAGCACUAAUAUACCUGAUGAUUAGGCAGCAAUUUACUGUUCAGAAAUUACAAGAACAAUAAUUAUAUGUGACUACAAAAUGAUUACAUUGGGUCAUACUGUAUGAUACAAUGAAGAAUUUGGACAACAAACAAAAAACAACUUGCCCCUUUAGGACAGUCUUACAAAGUUAAAUAGUUUCUUUAGGCAUUUGGGCUGAAAUCCAUUAAAUUUAGCUUCAAAUAAUCCCCAGUGCAUAUAUAUAUAUAUAUAUAAUUUUUUUUUUUUUUCCUGAUGAUGAUCCUGUGGGAAUCAAAAUGCGUAGAUAUGGGUAUGGAAUAAAGCAUUAUA